UAUGUUUCCUUCGAAGCAAUGUUUUACAUUUCCAAACGCAUCUCUUCUAAACAAAUACUAAUUAGUACCAUAAGUACCAUGAGCUCCAAAAGAUCCGCAUAACCUCUCCUUAUAAUCAUGCGUUUUUCUCAUACACAGUCUCUUUCAGUCUUAUGUCUCCUCUUCACUAUAUGGACCGUCCGUUCCGUGCCACCACAACCACCGGUUCGGUGCGACCAAACCGGCUGCACCGUAUCCAACGCAUACGGCGCGUGGCCUGACCGAAAAAACUGCAACGCGGCUAACAUCACAUACCCAACGACGGAGGAAGAGCUUCGUAAAGCGGUGGCUUACGCGUCUGAGCACAAUCUCAAGGCCAAAACCGUUACCAAAUUCUCUCACACGAUACCGAAACUCGCUUGCCCUUCCGGUUCAGAGGCAAUGCUAAUCAGCACGUCAAAAUACAACUCGGUUAUCGAAAUCGAACCGGACCGGUUUACGGUUACGGCAGACUCGGGAGUUUCGUUGAGAGAGCUGAUAGAUAAAGUGGAAGCAGCUGGGUUUAGCGUUGGAACGUCACCGUAUUGGGAAGGAGUGAGUAUUGGUGGGCUUAUUAGUACUGGGUCCCACGGAAGCUCGUGGUCGGGACGAGGAGGUUCGGUUCACGAUCAUGUUGUCGGAAUAAGCCUUGUGGUUCCAACAAAUUCAUCUGAAGGGUACGCUAAAGUUAUUAGAAUUGAAGAAGGGAGAGAUGAUAAGCUUCUUAACGCCGUUAAAGUGUCAUUGGGUGUUUUAGGAGUCAUCUCAAAGGUGAAGCUUUCGAUAUUGAAAGCAUUCAAGAGAAGUAUAACGUAUAACUUCACAUCUGACGUAGCUCUUGAAGACAUUUUCAUGGAGCAUGGCAAAAAAUUCGAAUACGGAGACAUAACUUGGUAUCCUUCUAGAAAAACUGCUGUUUACCGUUACGAUGUCCGAUCACCAGUCAACGUCUCAGGCAACGGAGUCAACGAUUUCAUUGGUUUUCAGUCCAACCCUAUCUUGAUCUCCAAAGGGGUUCGAGCAUUAGAGAAGUCACUUGAAGCUAGUAAAAGCGAGGACGGGAAAUGUAAGACGGCAGACACUACGUUGGCUUACAAGAAACUAACCGGAAACGGUUUAAAGAACAAUGGUUUGAUCUUUACAGGAUAUCCGGUUAUCGGUAACCAAGGAAAGAUUCAGACAUCAGGGUCUUGUCUUUACUCAUCCUCCAUUAGAAUUGAUGUCUCAUGUUCUUGGGAUCCAAGAUAUAACGGUCUUUUCUUCUAUGAGACGACAGCUAUGUUCCCGUUAUCUAGGUUUAGAGACUUUAUCCUCGACGUGAAGAAGCUACGAGACAUGAAACCCGAAAGACUUUGCGGUAUAGACAUCUACAAUGGUAUCCUCAUACGUUUCAUCAAGGGCUCAAAGGCUUAUCUCGGCCAGGGAGAGGACUCUGUGGUCAUUGACUUUAACUAUUACCGAGCUGACGAUGCGUUGACCCCGAGGUUAAACCAAGAUGUGAUGGAGGAGAUGGAGCAGAUGGCGUUUUUCAAAUACGGGGCAAAGCCGCAUUGGGGGAAGAAUAGGAAAGUGGGUUUCUUUGGCGUCAAGCAAAAGUAUGGACCUAACUUUGACAAGUUCUUGGAAGUGAAGAACAAGUUAGAUCCUAAGAAGAUGUUUUCUAGUGAAUGGUCAGAUGAGAUUUUUUUUGGAAGAGAAGGUUCCAAGUAUGAUGGGUGUGCACUUGAAGGGAAUUGUGUUUGUUCAGAAGACAGGCAUUGUAGCCCUUCUAAAGGUUACUUUUGUAGACAAGGUCUUGUUUAUACACAAGCUAGGGUUUGCAGAUUCUCCUCAGCCAAAGUUUCAAUGGCUUAACUAAAAAUUUUUGUUGUUUAAGAAUAAAAAUUUAUUUUCCAUCAUGAGUGUGUAUUGGACUCCUCCAAGAUUAUUGAUAAAAUAA
Messenger RNA from Eruca vesicaria subsp. sativa (arugula), 1957 nucleotides. NCBI's taxonomy places the organism in Eukaryota, Viridiplantae, Streptophyta, Magnoliopsida, Brassicales, Brassicaceae. The record is from the annotation of a GenBank genome assembly.